UGGAGAGGAAGUUAUCCACGCGAACAUGUUGAUUGGCGGCUCAUUGGUUCGAGGCGGCUUCGUUGCUUCCUUCCUUCCUUUCUUCCUUCCUUCCCUCCCUCCUUCCUUCCUUCCUUCCGUCUUGAUGUGGCUUGUACUUUGUUGAGGGUACCCGUUUGCUGCAGCUGGCUGAGAAGAACUUAUUCGUUCGGUAGUGUGGCUGUUCCCAAGGCUACUUACCGCGCUUUGGGAGAUGGUUACUUGUCAAUAUGUCUAACAAGUUCCGCUCUUUUGGUCAAUUUCUGCUCGACCCUGGUGGGUCCUAUGGUCGCAAUGAAGCUGGACAUAAGACUUGAGCGCGUUCAGAUCUGCAAUUGCUACGCCUGCCCCAUGAAUUUCAAGCAAGACAGCUGAUCGAAAGACUUGAGUUCCUUCAGCGCUGCCAAAAGCAAGACGCCUGUUCCGUGCACGUCAAUGGCUACUCGCCGACCAAGCUGGUGAUAAGACAUGCAGAUGUUUGCACAGCAAGUAGGCAGUGCCUGCCCACCCUCUCUGAAGGAGUCGAAGCCGAGCGUACAUGUGGCCAACAGCAGUGCAAGCGAUUGGAGGAAGAGGUAUUGGCAUUGGCUUGAUUGCUUGACUUGCGGUUCACUGGAAAGAGCCAGCAACGAUGUGAGAUCAGACCAAGAAGCACCAAAGCCCGUUGCACGGGUGGCCAAAGGACAAGGAGCACCGAUUUGGAUCGACUGGAGUGUGUGGUGCGCAAGCAACCAGGCACCGAGCCACGGGGGCGGCAGGGUUCAGGUGUUGUGUGUGCUCAAAGCCGCAUACUGUUUGCGAGCGCCAAGGUCCCUAGAAAAAGUGCGCUUUAGCGUGGCGAGCCUUCGGCUGAAGUUCACUGCCCCUGCCUGCAGCUGCCAAUUUGGCCAAGUUGCAAGCAUGCUCAUCUGCCAAAAAUGAACGAAAUGCUAGUCUAAGGUGAGUCCACGACGGUCAAAUGGUUGAUCAAUGAGGCCAGCCUUUGAGCUGACAGCCUUGUUGCAGGCAGUGAGCUCUGCGCCGCGAGCUUAUUCAGUGACUGGUUAGGCUGUUGUAAGCAUUGCAGCUGUCGACAUGACAGAUGUCUUCAAAGGUGACAAUCAGUGUGUGCUGCGUGCGGCCCCGAUCCCUCCUUCCUACCACUACGCAGUGUUGGUGGACGGUUGGGCUGCACUUGUCAGCUGAUCGCGCCGUAUGUGCUAUCGGAAAUCAUACGUCAUAUGCGCAUUUGUCACGCUUGGCUUGGCAACAAUCCCUGCGCAGCAGGAAAGCCAUGGGAAGUGCGCUCUCGUGCAGCCAGUCGCCUUAGGCCAAGCUGAGGCUUGGAGUCUCUUCAGUGUUGGCGGCCAUUUGGGCUGCAGUUGCAAGCACGGCUGGCCGGCAUCGCGCACGGAUGUAUGGAGCGCCCGCUAGAACGAAGCACUUGGGCAUCACGCUUGUAGAGUGAGCGAUUUCACAUGUUUGGCAACAAUCCCAGCUGCACCGUCUCACUGGCAUGUCGGCUUCGUAUCCGAUAGACUGUUUGAACCAUCCAAAGUCACUACCUGAACCGCCUGAACCCUCAACAUUCCCUGAAAAAUCGGUGAAAGCCCCGAAAUUAGGGGGUGGAUGCCUGUAUUGAAAUGCCAGCUUGAGGGUCGAGGUAGCUUGGGUAUGCGCUUCGGCGCCAGGCACCGCAGAUCUGCGUGCAGAACGUGCGCGCCGCACGCGCGCGUGCUAUCUUAAGACGGCAGGCUCGAGAUAUCCCACUCCGUUACGAGCACUUGAUUCGUGAUAGGCGCUUGACAUGGUACUGUUCGCUGCAAGGCAACAAGCCUUUUGCUUUCUCCCUUUGGCAAGGUGCUCGGCUCCUCACUUGCGUGCUAGGAGCGGGGAAGCGUGCAGCCGCAUUUGCCUUAGGCCUAGCUGACUGCCCAUGCUUGGCCCUUUUUUACCCCUGCUUCCUAUCUUGAAUUCACGCAGCGUUGGCGGGCGGUGCUGUGUUUGCAAUGGCAGCCGCAGAUCUCAGCUUGCAGAUUGUCUUUGGGCACCCGUUUCACUGGGGGCAUUAUUUUGACUGUUUCUGGGGGUUAUCAAAGUCAGAAAUUGGAUUCGGUUCUUUCCCUAUAACCCACCACUGAACGGGGGUGACUUUGAUCAUGGUAAAACAAUGAGGCCAGUUUCAGCCAACUUGCUGAAAAAAGGCGAGCUCCUGACGGAGUCUAACUUAUGUGGCCAAGAUUGCUGCGAGCUAGAGGGAGUUGAUCAGUCGCUUUGGAAGACAAAGACGUUCCAAUCUGUCGAAUGCGCCAAGGUAGGCCUUGAUCAGAAAACCUGAAAUAAGAUCUGCAUACUUUCUGAGGGGUAAAACGAGCUCACUUUGAUACACAUCCUUAACUAGAAAACAAUAUGGGGACUUGUCAUGUGUGUCAAGACUCCCUGUAGCAGAGUACAUGCCGCGGAAGUUGCUCUCGUGCAGCCAGCCUUUGCCAGACCCUCCCCUGCCUGCCCAAGCUUUGCUCGAAACCUGCUUCCAAUUUUAUUUUUAUGCAAUUUUGGUGGUUUGGCCUGCAUGUAUAAGCAUUGCGGUGGGUGGCUGACUGAUCGCGCCGUACUAUCCAGAAUAAGCUCAGGUGAUAUCCCCAACAGCAUGCUGUGCUCUUUUUAGUGCUCGCACCACCCCGCAGCCCUCGAAGAAUCUCGUGGAACCCUCGUGGAACCCUCGUGGAACCUUACCUUAGGGCUGCCCCGGACCACCACGGAGCCUAUCUGGGCUGAGACCCCAAAGCUUUCAGCUGUUGGGGAAACAUGAAAAAAUCAACGCAAGUCCCAAUUUUACACCAAUCCGCUUCAGUGAGCCCUUUGUGGUUGCCAGCGAACACUUCAGCGUAUGUGGAUCAUGUGCAACAGCCCGGUGACCUGCCAGGGGAUUGCGCUCUCGUGCGGGUGGAGCAGCUUUUUUUGCCUGUGGCCUAAGCCCGUCCUGUCUUGAGUGUAUUCGUGGCCAUUUGCGAGCGCCGCGCGCGCAGAUGUUUGCCCUGCGCUGCAUGUGUUAUUCGGAAUGGCGCAAACAAGGCAAGGCAUGCAAGGUUUCGCCACACCUCAGGUGAGCCCUUUGCAAUCCGUUGCAGUGGCUGGCAUCAGCAACGUGUUCAGUGGUUACAUGCCAGGAAAGUGCGCUCUCGUAUAGCCAGCCUUCGCUUUAGGCCAACCUGACAGCCCCUGCCUGCCCAAGAUGCCCGAACUCUGCUUUCUACCUUGAAUUUAGGCUGGGUUGGGGGUCGAUUGGGCUGCGUUCGAAAGCAUUGUGGUUGGCACAUCACAGAUGCUUGCAACGCAGGUGACUGCUUGUGCCAAAUUUGCUAUCCGAACACGAAAACACAAUGCCACAACGCAAUUUCCAUGUUUACCGAUCCGCUUGGAGGAGCUGUCCUUUUCAUGUAGGGCUAAAGCAACGAUGCAACGCAGGGCACUUGCAUUUCGUGUGGAUUGACGUCAGCUAUAACUUGGUUUUAUAUUCAAAGCUGAGUCCGUGGUAAGACGACUGGCACUAAAUAUCUGCAUUGCUCAGGCCGAGCAUCGGAUAUUCGGGGCCAACUCAGAGCCCUGACGCCGGGUUUCCAACCCAGGCAUUUUGCCGCUUUUCUCCGAAAGAGCUGCAGGGAUUCAGAACAACUCAGUGCCCAGCCCGAACGCUCACGUCUGGCGCACUUUUUUGCACCCCUCCUGCCCUGAAUGUGUUUCUGGCCCAAGAAAGUGCGCUCUCGUGUAGCCAGUCUGCGCCGCAGGCCGAGUUGACUGCCCCCUGCCCAAGCUUUGCCCGCACCCUGCUUCCUAUCUUGACUUUAUUCGGUGUUGGCGGCCAAUUAGGCCGCAUGUGCAGGCGCCGCACAAAUGUCAUGUGGCCGCAGCGCAGGAUGUGUGCGCCGCAUGUGCUAUCGUACACCACUUGAAAAGACACGCGUUCGAUAUAUCAAAAUCCGUUCCGAACGCUUGAUCAGUGAUAUGGGCGUUUGACAUGCUAAUGUUCGCUGCAAGGCAACAAGCCUUUUGCUUUUGGCUAGCGGCUACUGCCCCGCUGCAAAGUGCUCGGCUCCUCACCGGCGGUUGAGGCCCCAUCAGACAGCUGCGAGAAGUGCGCUCUCGUGCUAUAGCUGACUGCCCCUCCCAUGCUGUGCCCGAACCCUGCAUCUCAACUUGCUGUCAUUUGUGGGUCUCGCUUCGCCCCCGCAAGAGGGUUGCGACGGGGUCUGAAGGGGUUUGGGGCUUCGGCUGGUUUGACUCCGAGAUCUUCCAACUGCACGAUGUUUUUCGCUCGGACAUAAAAUCAUCCAUCUUUCUUGAACACCAUGCCUUUGCUCAAAAAGUGAUCGCUUUCCUGAUUAUGGAAAAAGAGGGACAGCUAAAAAGUACGCUUUUUGAAAAUGCGCCCGUUUGCGCGAAAUUGCACCCUAGCUGCGUGGAAUUGCGGCCGUUGUGCGGCCUCAUUCCUUGGCCGGAAUCACGCUGUUUCACACAUGUUAUGCACGAGUCCCCCCGAAAAAAAGCACUCGUUCCGAAAAAAAUGCUUGCGUUUCCCCUAACAGUGGCAUCGUUUUGCCGAGAAGUUUCCGUGUGGGGCUGCGGUUUCAAGAAGAACAUGCCACACCUUGAUCUAUGUUGCCAGCUAGGCUGUUGCAAGCACGGCCGCUGAGAUGUACACGGAGGAACCUGUGCACGUGUGCUUGCGGCGUGAAAAAGGCCACUGGUUCUUCACAUCCCAAGUGGAUCUCCGAUUGCAGCGUGCCUCAGAAGUAGAAGCAUUGGCUAGACCAUGUGCUAGAUUUGGCUAGCAUUGGCUGCAAAAAGUUAGGCGCGAGAUGUGUGAACAUGCGCUAGUGGCCGCUUCAAAAAGACACUUGUUCUUCAUAUCCCAAGUCCUGGAUCUUCCGAUCGCACCGUUUUGCCUCGGGGAAUAGAAGCGUCGAAGCGUUUGCUUGCAAGGAUAACUUUUGCCAUCUACUCGAAAAGUGAUCGUUUUCCUGAAUGUGGAAAGGAAGAGGAGCAACUAAAAAGUGCGCUUUUGGGAUUGUAGCGGGGAAUCGGGCCUGUUGCACUGCCGAAGUACACACUUCAUGAGGCCCGAAAAAGCCAGUUUCGAAAAGUGCCCGGUUUCCUCAAAAAGAGAGGCUUUCCCGAAAACAGUCCUUUUUGGGGUGCCGGAAAAAACAUGCCAAACGAAGAUCUAGGGUGGCAGGAGCGCAGCGCGGCUUGCGCCACCGACGUGGUGCGACCCGGUACGAGACUCCAAGCGCAUGAGCAAACACACAGAUAAUCAGUGUGUUCCGCUGUGUCCCCAGAUGCGAACACAAACAGGAAAUGGCGAUGUAUGCCGCAAGCAACCUGAAAGCAGCGCGAUUCCCCAAGCCCAUUUGUUCGUGUGAUCCCUUCGCACUCUUAUCACUUGGUGUCAGGAUUUGUAGCCUCUCACUGCAUGGGCUGCAGACAAAACCCGUUGCCACCAUGUUGGGCAGCUUCUCUGAAACAGCCUCACGCUUUUGGCUAGCGACUGAUGCCCGUUGCAAUAUGCUCGGCUCCGUCCGCAGGGCGCUCGGUACGUGACUGAAGUGCAAAGGUCCCAGAGUGCGCUCUGACCGUGUACGCGCGAACCAUUCUCUAAAUUCAACUGGCCAAGGAAGGUCCAACAUUCCGAUGUCUUUCCUCUGAUUGCACCGCCAGGCAAAGAUACCCAGAGAUGAGCUGGCGCUGAGAGACCAGAUAAGACAAUAGGAGAAGCACAAAAAGGCCUACCUGGACCCUCAAUCACCCUUCGUUUUUGGGGUGGUGCUGUGUUGCAUUCAUUUU
Effrenium voratum is the source of this 5841-nucleotide messenger RNA. The record is from the annotation of a GenBank genome assembly. Lineage: Eukaryota; Dinophyceae; Suessiales; Symbiodiniaceae.